AGACCAAGAUGGAGAAAACAAAGAUGCUUGUCCUCUCUGUCUUUUUGACUUUCAUGUUACUGGGCUGCACUGAGGAGGUUCCUGUAACACCCUGUGGCUCCUGCACAAAUGCAACAAUGACCAGCAACAACACCAAACCAACUGGUACCACCCAACCUGCAGCGGCAACCACACCACUGCCCGGUCACACCUCUACUCAUGUAACCACCAACAACCACAACAAUGCAACCAAAACGCCACCUUCCACUUCCUUCACCUCAGCUGUCUCCUCACGCACCACGGCUAAAAACACUUCUUCACAGCACCCCGCAAAGUCGACGCCACCAGCUGGGACAACUCGUCCUACAACAUCAGCUGCAACAUCUUCCUCCUUGUUCGGGCCCUGCAGUCAACUACUGGUGCCUGCCAUCUCUGUCCUGCUCUGUGGUGUAUUGGGCUGAAGGUGUAAAACUAAAAAAAUCACCACUCUUCAAAAGAAAUAUGGGAUUUUUGACAGAGCCUCUUAUCUAAUGGCUCUUACAGUGACUCUUAUAUCAUAUUAGGGCUAUGAAAUGCUUUGUUUGCACUGAACUCUUUUCCGCUUUUGAUCAAGACUGCUCCACACUAUCUCAAUAAAUAAUGUAUAAUGCAAUGCUUCAGAUGUGAAUCACACAGUGAACAUAA
Molecule: messenger RNA, 663 nt
Organism: Epinephelus lanceolatus (giant grouper)
Lineage: Eukaryota; Metazoa; Chordata; Actinopteri; Perciformes; Serranidae
Source: RefSeq, a predicted model, not a curated record